Molecule: messenger RNA, 390 nt
Organism: Thlaspi arvense
Lineage: Eukaryota; Viridiplantae; Streptophyta; Magnoliopsida; Brassicales; Brassicaceae
Source: the annotation of a GenBank genome assembly
AUGAGUAAUAGCAGGAGUAUUGGACAGGACGGUGUAGGCCUUGAAUUGAGUGACAUUCUCUCUUUGAUUGCUGAGAAGAAAAAAGAUGUUGAAGUUGUGGAGGGAAGAGUGCAAUUUGCAAAGGAGGUUCUUGACCUUAUAGAUGCUGCAGAUGCCACUGGGCACGCCGAGAUUGCUCGCGAAGCUCUCAAAAGACUAGCCACUGCCUGCAGGUCCCUAAUAGGAAGACCAUUUUUAACUUUGUUGCAGGGCCUGAUAAACAAUCUGAUCUCCAUAGGCCUGGGGCGAGAAUCAUCAUUUUCUGCUGCAGUUCUGGGAGACAAUGCGCUCAUGGAGAAGGCAUGGCAAGACACAGGAAUGCUCGCAGAAGCUGUUCUUCGUGCCCAUUGA